Erigeron canadensis is the source of this 1299-nucleotide messenger RNA. Its product is annotated as two-component response regulator ARR18-like. The record is from RefSeq and is a predicted model, not a curated record. Lineage: Eukaryota; Viridiplantae; Streptophyta; Magnoliopsida; Asterales; Asteraceae. The transcript has 5 exons. Gene Ontology annotation, molecular function: DNA binding; DNA-binding transcription factor activity. The coding region runs from base 134 to 1138 and encodes 334 amino acids.
UUCUACUUUUGAAAAAGCAAACUGUGUUCUCAUGAUGAUGAUUCUUUGAAGAUUGAUGAAUACAACAACAACAACUGAUUAUAUAUCAGUUAGUUAGUCGUUACUAGUCAUAAAAAGCUAGCAAGAAAAUAAGAUGACUGAAGAUCAUGGUGAUUGUGAUGGUUCAAAUGAUCAGUUUUGUUGCAAGAAUCUCGAGGACGACGAUGAAGUAGAUGACGGUAACAAUAAGACGAAAUCGGGUGAUGAGAGCUCAGGGAAUAAUAGCAUGGUGGAUCAAGAAGAUGGUGAUCAGAAGCGGAUGGAUACAUCAACUACUAGAGUUAGACAAUAUGUUAGAUCCAAGAUGCCUAGAUUGAGAUGGACUCCUGAACUUCAUCUCAUGUUUGUUCGAGCUGUGGAACGACUCGGUGGUCAAGAAAGAGCAACUCCUAAACUAGUUUUACAACUAAUGAACAUGAAAGGUCUUAGCAUUGCUCAUGUAAAAAGCCAUCUACAGAUGUAUCGAAGCAAGAGGAUUGACGAUCAGGGGCAAGUAAUAAAUGAAGGAGACUACUAUACUGGAAGAAACAAUCACUACGCUCACAAUUUGUGGCAGCUUCCUAUGUUCAAUUCAAGAUCAUUCAGACCAAAUCCAAGUAAUAUGGGGGAAUGUUUGAUGCCGAGAAACGAUAUGACUACUAAAAUGGCAGAUUAUAGCUUGAUUAACAGCAAGAUUUUGAACUCAUCCAUGGAGGAAAAAUGUUACCAGAUUGGGCAUCAUGGAUUUCAAGAUGAUCAAGCAAGAUUGAUGCAACAAUGGGUCAUCAAACAAGCCUUACAUAACACUAGGUCAACUCAUAUAGACCAUGAACUCAUCAUGAAUAGUCAAAGAUUUGAUAGCCCUAUUGAGACAAACAAGAGAAAAGCUGUAGCAGACAAUGGUCUUGAUUUGAAUUUGUCUUUAAGUAUGAAGAUAAGAUCACAAGAAGAGGAAGAGGAAGAAGAAGUAGAUAGCUCUUUGUCUCUUUCUUUAUUCCCUUCUCCGAAUAAGAAAAUGAAACAUGACAAUCCACAUGAGUUGUCGCGGGUUAGCUGGUUAGAAGGCGGAGAUUGUGCAAAGAAUCCAAAAUGGGCGAGUACUCUUGAUCUGACUAUAUGAAUUCGAGAAUUCUAGUGAGAUCUUGUUGGUACUCGCUUAUUAUUAGGGUUUGUAAGAUUGAUUUAUGAUGAUAACUAUUGUUUUAAUUAGCAAAGCACCUUGUUAGUACUAGUUCGUAUCGAGUUUCAUGAACUCAUCGUUUUCCUUGAUGUUUGUAUGAA